Messenger RNA from Scylla paramamosain (green mud crab), 4786 nucleotides. RefSeq lists its product as uncharacterized. The record is from RefSeq and is a predicted model, not a curated record. NCBI's taxonomy places the organism in Eukaryota, Metazoa, Arthropoda, Malacostraca, Decapoda, Portunidae.
UUGCCCUCACAACGAGUAAACGUGAUGGUGGUGGCGGCGGUGGUGGUGGUGGUGGUGCGUGCUUAUGUGCAUGUUUCUGCGUCAAUGUGUCAAGCGUGAAACUGUCCGUGGCUGCGUUGCGUUUCCCUGUGCGUCUUCAUUUCCCAUGGUUCUCUUUUUCCCUUUCACUUUCGCUCUCGUCAGCCACCAUGAAGCAAGGACGCGACUGUCACCCGUGCGUAGACAGCUGUGGUAGAUAUGUGAGAGGAGUGCUGCGAGGGAUGGUGACGUUGCGCGUGGCGUUGGUGCGGGGCUCCUUGGUGCUCAACGCUGUGCUGGUGCUGUACCUGUGCCUCACAUGGAUCUCCACCACGCCUAACCAGCACUCGCCCUCCGCAAGGGACGUCAUCGACCUCUCUACCCCUGCCGCCCUCCAGUCCAUUCACAAUGGCAUCAGUGUCCUCGAGAGCUUCAAUAUUGGAAAACCUGAAGCUGAACCAUUAAUGGUACCCUCCAACCCCCUGAACCAACCCCCCAGUGCCAUGCAGGGAGAUGAGGGCAUGAAGGACGUGUCUCUGGGCGGCAGGAGAACACUAGGACAGCUUCCUGAACAGGCGGGGGCAGUGAACGGUGGUAUAAAUGGAGAAGCAGGGGCCGCGGAACAGGAGGAGCCACCCCGGGAGGUGCAGGAGAGUGUGGGGGUCACAGAGCAGCUGGUGGAGCCCCUGCCGAUGGACCCUCCUGACCCGCCGCUGGACUCCCUAGAGCGCAAAAUGUACCCAGACCUGAGGGAGUGCACCACGAGGCCGCUGCGACCCUUCUACCAGCAGCGGGGCGACUACUGGGUCUUGGAGAACUACCUGCCGGCGGUGAUGUCGUUCCGGUGUGACGAGUCCAUUACAUAUACCACCCACGGCGACUACACUUUCCUCGAUAACCUGGAACCUCUCACGUCCCGCUGGCAGGGCCCCGUGAGUGUGGCCGUGUACGCUCCUGGCGAUGACUUCAACGCUACGGUCAACACCAUCCUGUACCUUCGUGAUUGCUGGGCCGAGGGUAUCAAGAAAUACGUCACCUUCCACCUCUUCUUCCACGUCACCCACACGCCCAAGAAGGUGAGGUGGAUUUCAAGGUCACAUCCCGUCCACGGAGGAGGCUGCUCAAGAGGAAGACGGACUGUGGGCAGGAGCCGCCUCGCUGGGACCAACGUCACCACUUACAGGCAGCAGAAGAAGCUCUUGUACCCCGUGAAUGUGGCGAGGAACACCGCCAGGCAGGCAGUGCAGACCUACUUCGUGUUCCCCUCAGACGUGGAGCUGUACCCAUCCAUCAACUUCAUCCCUGAGUUCUUCCGCAUGCUGAAGCGUCCGGAUACUUCCAACACAACCAAUCCUCGGGUGUUCGUUUUCUCUAUUUUCGAGGUGCAAGAAAAUGUUGCUGUGCCCGAGACGAAGGAGGAACUGCUCAAAAUGCUGGACAAGAAGGAGGCGAUUCCAUUCCACAAGUUCGUGUGUCCCAAGUGUCACAAUGUCCCCAUGUCCAAAGAAUGGCUCAAAGGCCCCGUUAAACCUGGGCUGAGUGUCUUCCACGUGGGCAAGCGGCAGCCACCUUACCAUAAGUGGGAACCAAUAUACGUGGGCACCAACAAAGAACCCCUGUACGAUGAGCGGCUCUCCUGGGAGGGCAAGAGUGAUAAGAUGACCCAGAUGUAUAUCCUGUGCGUGCGUGACUAUGAGUUUCACAUACUGGACAACGCCUUCUUGGUGCACCGGCCGGGGAUCAAGAAGGUGCAUCGGGACCUCAUGCGCGACAAGGUGGUGGCCAAGCAGAACACCGCCAUCAGGAGCAAAAUUCUUCCAGAGUACAAGACAAUAUUUGGUGUUCGGAAGAGCUGUGUUAUAUGAUCCUCCGCCCCCUUUGGGUAUAGGCCUUAGGAAUCUAUUUAUGCAAUGAAUGAGUGAUUGUUAUUUUUUUAACUAGUAGUAUUAUGGAGCUCAAUUGAGGUUGGCAAAUGAAAGCCGGUGUUCAUUGACAUCCAGCAUUAUCGUCAAUCGGUAGUAUAGGCUUCAAAUGGUGAACUGUUUUAUAAUUUUUAGGAUACCCACUAAUACUGAGUGUUGUCAGUUAGUAUUUCUACAGUGCGUGAUAUAUUUUUUGUGUCAGCUGGCAGUUCCUUGGAGGAGAGCUACAGGUAAUGCAAUGUUCCUCUCCCGCUCUCAGACCAGGAAAAAAUUGAGUUGUUGGAGGCGCCGGCGCCCGGUUGUCAGAACGACUUAGUGCAAGGACACAGCCUCCUUUACUUGGCACUUCCUCGCACCUUGCAGCGCUCCUGGAAAAGCAAACGCGUGUAGCCUUGUCAGUCUACCUUAACGCCACACACACACACGCUGACUGCACUUAUUGUGUGGUGAGGAUCAGAUUGGGAACCGCUAUUGUGUUACUCGCUGAAGGCAACGAAAAAUGCAUAAAUCGUGGUAAAGAAAAGGAUGAGGUCGUGUUAUGUUGCGUCAGCAGACGAUUCAUAUGUCCAGUAAUACUGAACCGGUGUGUGUUUGUGUGUGUGUGUGUGUGUGUAGGAUUUCAAAAUAAUGAUACCGAAUAUGUGUAAGAGAGAGAGAGAGAGAGAGAGAGAGAGAGAGAGAGAGAGAGAGAGAGAGAGAGAGAGAGAGAGAGAGAGAGAGAGAGAGAGAGAGAUCACUUUAAUAAAAUAUAAUGUGUGAGCAGCUUUGAGUCUUGGAAAUUUUUGGAAUUUCGCGCCACCAGUCAGCGGGACAGGCGCCACACGUGUUUGCAAUGGUGGGGAGGCGAAGAGUGAACUAUUACAGCACACAGCAGCACUCCUUGCCUGCCUGAUCUGCUGGUGUGACACUCGUGCUGCAGUGCUGGGAAGAGUGCGGUGGAAUACUCAGGCCAAGCUGGAAGGGUAAUCCGUGUUUGUCACAUGAAGAAUCCUCAGUAAGCACGCUUGACAUUCGCGGUACAGCAGAGGGGCAGUGGGUAGUCGCUGGGGAGCGCGGGCAGCAAUGCAUUAGGAAUGAUGUCAUUCUGGCAGUCAUACUAAGCCGGACUCAUGUAUACCAAGUUAUCUUCACUGACAGAUUAUUUUCCUACUCUCUAAUUCAAUAGUUGCAUUUGUUCAGCUGGCGGGUGACCAAAGGGCGUGACUAGUUGCAAUUGUAUGUUGAUUUUGCACCUGAGCAAGGUUAAUUUUGUAGGCCACGAGUUCCUGUACGUGCCUUCCAAAUAAGUAAUACGAAUGCAACCCGAAGAAGACCAGCAAUUUAAUUUUUAAGUAAGCCGUUCUUUGAAACACGCAGCAACGUUUAUCAGUAUUUGGUACUUUGCGGGUAACACUCUGAGGGAGGUGUCCCCGGUGAGGGUGAGGUGUUGCUAGGGAGGCGGGAAGUGUAGCGGUGCACUGUCCGCUGACACGAGUUUACGUACUACAUUCCGUCCUUUAGUGCUUCAAAGCAUCUUGGGAUCAGUGUGUGUGUGUGUGUGUGUGUGUGUGUGUGUGAGAGAGGGAGAACUUGUACAUUAACGAUAAAAAAACAUUUAAGUGCCUUAUCUCACUUUGAAGCACGAACUCAGUGCCUUGAAUCACUAUGGCAGUCACAAGAAGAAAAUUUCCCGUUAGACGCGUGCACGAGUCUUUUGAAUGUGAGACAAGUGAGAAAGAGACGGCAGCUAGGAGCUCACGUUUCUAGUAGUUGCGUGUGACAUGUGGGAGGAGUGGCGGGCAAGGAUGGUUAAAAACUCGCUUCAUUCAGUAACAUGCCCCACUCGGCCCAUCUGUCAUAUACUAUAUAAGUGUGUGGGUUUAGAUUCACGCUUCUUUGUCUCAUGUUUAAAAGGAGCGCAUGUACGAACCCGUGUGUAACGUGAGUCUGUCUCUGGCUGUAUUACACCGCCACAGCCACGCGUGUGCUGGAGAGCACACUGUGCUCUCCAGUGUUGCACACUGUGUACCAGCACUGUGCCUUGGUGUGUCCAUAAUCCCAGGUGGUGGUCGUGCCUCAGAAAGCUUCCAGUUGACAUGCCUUUCAUCGUGCUAUGGAAAGGCAAGUAUUUUGUAAGCUAUUUAUUUAUAAGUGUUCAGUAGAAAUAUUCUUGGUAAUGUGAUGUUGGAAACCCCCAGUUUUUUUUUUUUUUUAUAUAUAUAUAUAUAUUUAUUUUUAUUUUUUUGUUUAUUUAUUUAUUUAUUUAUUUAUUUUAUUUAUUUUUUUCUAUUGGCUCAAUAAUGUUUGACUCAAUAAUGUGUGUCUUUAUGUGCUGUUUCAUGUCGUCCAGAUAUUGCAUUUAUGUAUGAAAGAAUCCUGCUUCUGACAGUUCACCCAGACAGUAAGAGAAAUAAAAGACAUCACAUGGCUUCCCCGAGAAUUGUCAUCCACACACAGGGUAUUCACGGAAUGAUUCAUGUGUUCCAUCGGUUAUACUUAAUUAUGAUUUGCGGAGCGCAACUUUCUUGCAAAAUAUUUUUUUUCCUAAUAUGUAUCUUAAUUUUUUGCUAAUUUUCUGUCCCUUUUUUUUAUUUCUUGUUUUUGGUGAUGAUGGGUAAAGAAUCUUUAAUUCUUUUAGAAAGGUAAUGCAUACAUGUUAACUAUUUUUCUCUCAGUUUUGUCUUUUGUCAUUUUCUUUUAGUUUUAAUGAUGGCGCCCUUCCGUGCGCGCAGUGUUGGCUCAAACACGUAGAAUUUCGUGUUAUUUACUCAUUUCAUUUUGAGCAGGUCUUGACUGAUGUGUGAGUUCACUUGUGUACAUCUUUACUUUCAUGUCGGUAAUUUUCUCUAAUAAAAUGGUAAAACAUC